AAAAAAAAAAAAGAAGCCCAGACCCAAAGUGCAGCAGCUGCCACAAGCUGGGAGUGAUUGGAGAUUGCUGGGAGUGAGAUUUCCAGAGUGGAUCCUCCGCAGCUGUGAAGAUGCCAGAAUUUCUUGACACAGGCAUGGUCUCCGUGGACAAGCAGAAAGUUCUGCAAAUCACUGACCGUCUGCAGAAGAAACUGAAAGACAAGGGCGAGCUCUCGCACCAUGAGAAGUUGUGUAUCCUGCGCGAUACGCUGGCGAGCCCGCUGUUUAACCAGAUCCUGACCGUGCAGCAGUCAAUCAAACAACUGAAGGAACAGCUGAAUCGCAUGCCAGCCGACCGUUCUGCAGAAUUUGAUUUCACAAAGAAAGGCUUAUUGGUAUUUGAAGCCGACUCCUCGGCCCACUUGGGGAACAAGAGCAACUCUUUGUCCUUUGACAACUUCGUCUCGUCUAGAUUUCCUCUCCUCAACCCCAACUCGGGCGCAGAUGAGUUCACCAGAAAAAUUCAGCAACUGGCCGAGGGCAGGCAAAUUGAAUAUAUAGAUAUCGAAAAACCUCCUGUUGGAGGCCUCGGAUUCAGCGUCGUCGCGCUCAAGAAUCCUAGCGUGGGAGAUGGCGGGGUGUUUAUCAAGGGGGUUCAGGCUGGGAGCCUUGCAGACAGGGAUGGAAGGCUUAAGGAGAAUGAUCAGAUACUGGCUAUUAACUACACCCCCCUGGACACGACCGUCUCGCACCAGGAAGCCAUAGGUCUACUGCAGAAGUCUUCUGGCCACAUUCAUUUAAUUGUUGCUAAACAGCCGCCUCCGCUUCUUCCCCAAACCCAAGUUCCCAUGCAGGAAGAACAAGUCUGGGGCCACGUGGAAGAGAUUGAGCUCACUAAUGACGGAUCGGGAUUAGGAUUCGGGAUCGUCGGUGGGCGAGCCAAUGGUGUAAUUGUCAGAACGAUCUUACCCGGGGGACUUGCUGAUCGGGACGGAAGGUUAAAGACCGGAGAUCACAUCUUACAGAUUGGAGGCACCAAUGUCCAGGGCAUGGCCAGUGACCAGGUCGCUCAGGUGUUGAAGAACUGUGGAAAUUCUGUCUGCAUGGUGGUUGCCAGGGAUCCCGUGGGCAAGGCUCCUCCAGUGAAGCCUCCGGCUCCAGCAACAUUGCCAGUUGGAUCUCUGCCUCCUCUGGACAUUAAGAGCGGCAUUCCUGAAGAAGCUGAGAACAAUGUGUAUGAUAUUACCCUCGCCAAAAAAGAAGGCCAGAGCCUGGGGAUAACAGUGGUGGGCUACACAGGAGGCAGCAGCGGAGGCUCUUCUGGUAUUUAUGUGAAGGGCAUCAUCCCCGGCAGCGCUGCCGACCAGAGCGGGUGCAUUCAAGUUCAUGACCGGAUCGUGGCGGUUGACGGAGAGAACAUCCAGGGUCUGACCAAUCAGGAGGUUGUGACGGCGCUGCGCAACACUGGCCAAACCAUCCAUCUUACCCUGUCCAGGGGCAACGGGCCACUCAGCCCAGUGUCUCCGGGCGUCUCUCCGCGCAGAGAUGUGCCAGCCGCCUCUCCGCCUCCGUUACCUGCCGCUCCGCCAAGGGGUCAGAUAAGCGAGGUCCCCGAAGGUCUCCAGUACAAGGCAGAGAGCCAGGAGCAAGAGGAUAACUACAGAAAUGAACUGAAAACUGCCCCCGCCCUGUCGCCAGAGGCUGAAGCUCUGAAGACGAAGUGGGAGAAGCAUCUUGGACCCGAUUACCAAGUGAUGCUGGUUAAUCUGAACAUGAAAAUUGAGGACGAUGAAGAGCUGCAGAAAUACUCUAAGCUUUUGCCAAUACACACCAUGAGGCUGGGAGUAGAGCUGGACUCCUUUGAUGGUCACCAUUAUAUAUCCACUAUUGCUCCUGAAGGUCCUGUGGCAAAACUUGGAAUUUUGCAACCAGAAGAUGAAUUAUUAGAGGUGAACCAAGUCCAGCUAUAUGGAAAAUCUCGCCGUGAAGCGAUUUCCUUUCUCAAAGAAGCUCCCCCUCCGUUCACACUCGUCUGUUGCCGCCGUUUGGUUGAUGAUGAAAAUGAGAAUUUUGUGGAUGAUCCAAAAGAUCUCAGGAUCCAGAGUGAUCGGCAGGAUGAAGGGGGUGAAGUCUUCAUGGCGGCAGAGUUAGUUGGCACCGAAUAUCAUCAAAAGGAACAAUCAGUUGAGGACCUGACCCAUGUCCAUGACGAGGAUUAUGAUGACGGAGAGUUGACUUUGUGGUCUCCGGAAGUUGACGUUGUCGAAUUGGAAAAGGACAAGCGCGGUCUUGGGUUCAGUAUCCUGGACUACGAGGAUCCCUUAGAUCCAGCAAGGACGGUGAUUGUGGUUCAGUCUCUGCUAGCAGGUGGUGUGGCUGAGGAGAGCGGACUCAUUCUGCCCGGUGACCGCUUGGUCUUUGUAAAUGACAGUUUUAUGGACAAUGCUUCGCUGGAAGAGGCUGUGCAAAUAUUAACAUCUGUGCCACCGGGAAGAGUCCGCAUUGGCAUUUGCAAGCCAUUGGUGAAUGAUGUGAGAGGAGGAGGACACGUGUACAUCCCGCUGGUGGGAGAAUCGGUGGACGCAGUGGAAUCAGCGGUGGACGACCCGUCGCCAACAGCACAGUUCUACCAUGUAACGGAGAAAUACCAAAUGGAGCUUUUCACAGACGACGGCAGAGAGGAGCUGGUGGACGAGCCGUCUCUGACAAUGGGGCACUCCUUUAAUAUCCCACACGAAAAUCCCAACCCUUCACAGGAUUCGUGGGAAAUGCAUGAAAUGAGGAGAUUUAUAGAAGAGAGGGAGAUGCUGGUGGAUGAUGAGGACACCCCUCAUACAGACAAUGAUGGGUAUAGUCCGCCUUAUGAUGGGAUUCCUCCUCCCUCCUUCCAGGACGCGUCCUCUGACCAGGCCUGGCCAGAUGCUGCCGCGUACCGAGACCUGAGCGAGUCCGGAUCGCAAUUGCCGCCCCUCGAUUCCAUGAACACGUAUGAUGCCAAUAGCCGUGGCCCUGAGGAAAUUAACAUUGAUGUAGAUGUGGACCGAAGUGAAAUCUCUUUACUUAAAGAACCCACCGUGAUUUUUGAUCCAGAUGCAAUCUUUAUGGAGAGGAGCCGCAGGACGGAGAGAGACUCCGGGGUUCAGCGUCCUCCGGGUUCAUCGUCCGUUGAGCUACCUGAGCGGGAAGAAGGGGAAGGAGAGGAGACCCCAACUUUUAGCCACUGGGGGGCUCCCCGAAUAGUUGAAAUUUGGAGAGAACCUCAAGUUUCCUUGGGGAUCAGUAUCGUUGGAGGACAAUCAAUCAUUAAACGCCUGAAGAAUGGGGAAGAGCUGAAAGGAAUCUUUAUCAAGCAGGUUCUGGAGGACAGUCCUGCUGGAAGAACCAAGGCUCUGAAGACCGGAGAUAAAAUUCUGGAAGUAGCCGGCGUAGAUCUGAGAAACGCUACACACGAUGAAGCUGUGGAGGCCAUUAAAAAUUCGGGAAACCCCGUCGUCUUUGUCAUUCAAAGUUUAUCAGCUGCUCCACGGCUGCUAUCCGUUGUGAAACCAACAAACAAGGGGAGCCCAGAGUCCAGGCCACAGAGCGUCUCUCCGAUACCUGCCGGCCCGCCACCACCACCAAUGAAGCUGCCCCCUCCAUACAGAGAGUCCCCCACCCCCGUCACAUCUGGAUUAGGUCCUGAUGUUGUGGAAAGCGAUGAGAAGAUCAGGCAGCGAUACGCCGACCUCCCCGGGGAGCUUCACAUCGUUGAGCUCGAGAAGGAUAAGAAUGGGCUGGGGCUCAGCUUGGCCGGUAACAAGGACCGCUCCCGGAUGAGCAUCUUCAUUGUGGCCAUUAAUCCGGAUGGACCCGCCGGAGGAGAUGGAAGGAUCCGGGUGGGGGAUGAGCUGCUGGAGCUGAAUAACCAGAUUCUGUUUGGAAAAAGUCACCAAAACGCGUCAGCAAUUAUCAAGUCUGCUCCCUCCAAAGUGAAGCUGGUGCUGAUCAGCAAUGGGUAUUUCGUGUCUCUGUGCGCACAAGGAAUCGUUCAUCUGGAGAUCGGGAGGCUCCGAGUCGCGUCUUGGGUGUCGUCCAGGAAAGCUUAUCAAGGCGGUCAGGUCGGUAAGAGCGGCGCUCAGAGUGUGCAGCCUCCCGCCCUCGCCCCCGUCGCAUCCACCGCACAGAAUUACAGCAGCUCCAAAAGAUCCUCCGCUCCGUCCUCUCAGAGAAAUUCCGGUGUAGAAAUGGAGCCCAGGAUGGUUGAAAUAAGCCGGGGCCCCAAUGACGCUUUAGGCAUCAGUAUAGCGGGUGGAAAAGGGAGCCCGCUGGGAGACAUUCCUGUAUUUAUUGCUAUGAUUCAAGCCAGCGGUGUAGCUGCACGAACGAACAAGCUGAAGGUCGGGGAUCGGAUCGUCAGUAUUAAUAAGCAGCCUCUGGACGGGUUGUCCCACGCCGACGUGGUUCACAUUCUGAAGAACGCGUACGGCAGCAUCGCCCUGCAGGUUGUUGCAGAUACCAAUAUUAGUGCAAUAGCCAGUCAGCUGGAGAGCAUGUCACUGUGCCAGAACAUCAGCUCUGAACACCAGCCCGAAGAGGGAGAGUCCCCGGUCCCAAAAAUCAUUCACCUGGAGAAGGGUCCUGAUGGGCUGGGGUUCAGUAUUGUUGGAGGGUACGGGAGCCCGCAUGGAGACCUUCCGAUCUAUGUAAAGACCAUAUUCUCCAAGGGUGCCGCCGCAGUGGACGGGAGACUAAAACGGGGAGACCAGAUACUGGCGGUGAAUAACGAGAGCCUGGAGGGCGUCACCCACGAAGAAGCCGUGGCCAUCCUGAAACGCCAAAGGGGAAACGUCACGCUGACUGUAUUAUCAUAAUCGAGAACAUGCGUCCUGUCAGAGGCCAAAGGCCCAGCAUGCCCUCAUUCAGCAUUGGGUAUAGGUUCAAUAGCUGCCAUGGUAUGCUGGUAUCUGUAGUCCCACCACUGAUAGAGAGCUUUGGGCUAUCUAUGGCUGCCCCUCUCUGCUCAGUAUAUGAAUCGGUCAUAAUAAUGACCCUGGUACCUUAAGCCGAUCAGUCUUCCAGCCGACUAAUGAUGUAGAGUAUGAGGCCAUUGUCCUGUGUCACUGUGACCUCCCCUCCCCCCUGUCUGCACUGUCGGGGUAUAUAUGCUGUGUCCUGUGCCCUAUAGAGAUGGACGCUUGUAUCCGGACUAAAUGGCUGUGAAUGAUGAUAUCGAAACGCGCGAGCGCCGUGUGUGUUCAGAUUGUCGCCCAGUAUUACAAUGUGAUGAUUGUAAGACAUGGCGGCUUCCUUACACACAGAAAAACCUGUUUAAAAUUCUGCAACUUUAUAUAUACAUUUACCAAAAUGUUUGCAAUUCCUUUAAUUUCGGCAGCAUCACAAUGAGACUGUUGAUGUAUAAACCCUAAGGCCCCUUGCAGACGAGCGUGUCUGUAUGUGUUGCGUAUGCGAUCAGGGAAAAUCGUCCGAGUAGGCACGCAAUUGCAGUCAGUAUUGACUGCGAUUGUGUUCCGAUGUUCAGUUUUU
This is a messenger RNA of Bufo gargarizans (Asiatic toad), 5502 nucleotides long. RefSeq names its product PATJ crumbs cell polarity complex component (gene PATJ). NCBI's taxonomy places the organism in Eukaryota, Metazoa, Chordata, Amphibia, Anura, Bufonidae. The record is from RefSeq and is a predicted model, not a curated record. Bases 111 to 4829 code for a protein of 1572 amino acids. Gene Ontology annotation, molecular function: protein binding. The transcript is spliced from 39 exons.